AGAGAGAAAUGGGCAACGCAAUCAAGUCUGCUUCCAUCUUCGUUGUCUUCUUCGCUCUCUUUCUGGCUGUUCUUGGAGUGCCAACGAUAGAAGCCGACGAUGAGUGCUUGAAAGUGUACGGCGGCGAUGUUGGGUUUGCGUUUUGCGCUCCAGCAAUCUAUCCGACCAUUUGUUACAUGAGAUGUCGACAAGACAAGGGAGCUAAAGGCGGAAGAUGCGAUUGGAAAGGUUAUGCCACGGUUACAUGCUACUGCGACUAUUGCAGCGACAAACCAGAAGCUGCGAUCAAAACGAAAACGACGAACGAUGUUUUAUAUUAGCAUAUUGGGAAAUGUUUGAUCGAUGAAUAGAUGCCCAUGUCUCGUCUAAGGCGUAAUAAAAAAAAUAGAAGCAAAGGGAUAUGUGUAUAGUCACUAGUCUUGGUUUUCCUUUGUUCGCCAUGUUCAUGCAUGCGUCUGUGUUUCCCCUUGUGUUAAUAAAGGCAUCUACGUUUUUUUU
This is a messenger RNA of Tarenaya hassleriana, 498 nucleotides long. RefSeq names its product defensin-like protein 195. Gene Ontology annotation, molecular function: sodium channel inhibitor activity. Gene Ontology annotation, biological process: defense response. The transcript is spliced from 2 exons. The record is from RefSeq and is a predicted model, not a curated record. Gene Ontology annotation, cellular component: extracellular region. NCBI's taxonomy places the organism in Eukaryota, Viridiplantae, Streptophyta, Magnoliopsida, Brassicales, Cleomaceae. The coding region runs from base 9 to 320 and encodes 103 amino acids.